AUGGGGACCUGUAGAGUUUCAUGUUUGGGAAGUUCUGAACAGAGUGAUUCACUUACCAAAGAUAAUUUCGCCAAAAUUCAAAAGUUAUUGCAAAUUGCAACUGAUGCUGUAAGAAUCUGCUUUGAUAAAUUCUUCCCCAAAGAGGACUUAGAAAAGACUCUGAAAGAAAAUGAACCAUACAUGAGGACAGGACAGUUCCGAUUCCUACCACCUCAACUAGAGAUUCUCUUCCCUCCUCAAGGUGGACCCAACACUGGUGUAUCAUCUUUAUCUAUGGACGUUACCAUCAUGUAUAAAUUGUUGAGGAAUUUCUCCGACAUCGAUCCUCCCGGGAAUGGAUGGGGAAAGGAACCUAAAGUUGAUCACAUUGCGGAAAGUGACGACAUAGAGAGGAUCCGUUUAUAUCGAAACAAGUCUUCCCAUGAUGCCUUAAGUAAACCUUUUAUAAAGGAUGAUGUUUUCAAUGUAAUCUGGACUGACCUAUCUCAGGCCAUACUAAGACUAAGUGGUGAUGUUCUGAAGAGAAGAAUAAGUGCAAUAUAA
Molecule: messenger RNA, 543 nt
Organism: Saccostrea cuccullata (small rock oyster)
Lineage: Eukaryota; Metazoa; Mollusca; Bivalvia; Ostreida; Ostreidae
Exons: 4
Coding region: 1-543 (180 amino acids)
Source: RefSeq, a predicted model, not a curated record